This is a messenger RNA of Penicillium angulare, 237 nucleotides long. RefSeq lists its product as uncharacterized. NCBI's taxonomy places the organism in Eukaryota, Fungi, Ascomycota, Eurotiomycetes, Eurotiales, Aspergillaceae. The transcript has a single exon. The coding region runs from base 1 to 237 and encodes 78 amino acids. The record is from RefSeq and is a predicted model, not a curated record.
AUGGCGUCUGAGCAGCCCGAGAAGCCUGAGCGCUACACGGAGGAAUUCUAUGAGAAGGUGAAGGCCGCUUUCCCCCCUCUCUCCAAAUACGCCCCUCCCAGCGAUGAAGUCAUCAAAGAAGCACAAGGUCCUCGAUAUCAUCUCCGACCUCGCGAAAAGAAACCACAACCAAGCAAGACCCCGGCUUGGGUUGACAACGAGCAGGAUGAGGACUACAAGCCUGGCUCCUCCAAAUAG